Messenger RNA from Gracilinanus agilis (Agile Gracile Mouse Opossum), 1127 nucleotides. It is a transcript of the gene FCN3, whose product is annotated as ficolin 3. The transcript is spliced from 8 exons. Lineage: Eukaryota; Metazoa; Chordata; Mammalia; Didelphimorphia; Didelphidae. The record is from RefSeq and is a predicted model, not a curated record.
AUGCAGCUCCCACGGACAGGAAUCCUGUUCUUGCUUCUGCUCGCUGGCCUCGCCUUCAUUCCGGCCCAGGAGCCCCCCACCUGCCCAGAACCCAAAGUGAUGGAGAGCAGCAAAAUAAUUGUUCUGCAGGGCUGCCCAGGCCUCCAGGGGGCCACUGGGAGCCCUGGAGAAAAGGGGGCACCAGGCUCUAGAGGACUGCCGGGGCCACCAGGGAAAGCCGGACCCAAGGGGGAGCCUGGAGAUCCUGUGGACGUGUCAAAACUGUGCCAGGCAGGACCCAAGGACUGCAGGGAACUUCAGAGCCGAGGAGCCUCCCUGAGUGGCUGGUACCAGCUGUGCCUGGCCAAUGGCAAGCUCCUGUCUGUCUUCUGUGAGAUGACCUCUGCGGAUGGGGGCUGGCUGGUGUUCCAGAGACGUCAGGAUGGCUCUGUGAAUUUCUAUGAAUCCUGGGCAAGCUACAAGGCUGGCUUUGGGAGCCAGGAGUCUGAAUUCUGGCUUGGAAAUGAGAACCUCUAUCAGCUUACCCGUGAAGGUAACUUCUGAGGCUGGUGGGAACUUCGAGUGGAGCUGGAAGACUUCAAUGGUACCCAAACCUUCGCCCACUACCAGGGCUUCAGGAUCCUGAGUGAGGCUGACAAAUAUCAACUGGUUCUUGAUAAGUUCCUGGAGGGUAACGCCGGAGAUUCCCUGACUUACCAUAGUGGAAGGGCCUUCUCCACCUAUGACGUCGAUAAUGACACCAGGACUGGGAGUUGUGCAGUCAUUGUAAAAGCAGCCUGGUGGUACUCAGCCUGCUAUAAAUCCAACCUCAAUGGGCUCUAUGCAAGCACUGAGGCAAAGGCACACAAGUAUGGUAUUGACUGGGCCACCGGGAGGGGAGUGGGCCAUCCCUAUCGGCGAACCUCAAUGAUGCUCCGAUAGACAAGGGCAACUCCUGCAGCAUCCUAUGUGACCUUUGGCAAGUCAUUUCUCCUCUGCAGGUCUUAUUAUCUCUGAGGUCCUUCUAACUCUGACACUUCAGAUCCUAAAAUCCCUCCUCAUUUUGUUCUGUAUUCCUGAGGUGCUAACAUCUCUAAUAUUUUAUGUCCUAACAGUCUCAGCUCGAGGUGAAGUCAAUAAGCAUUCAU